AUGCCAGACAAAGCACCACUACAUCCGUGGGAAUGGACUCGAGCUCCAUGGACUCGAUUACAUUUGGAUUUCGCUGGCCCGAUGGACGGAAACUUUUUCCUGAUUGUCAUUGAUUCUCAUUCGAAGUGGCUAGAGGUGAGACAAGUUGCGACAACUUCUUCAGCCGCAGCCAUCCGAGUUUUGAGAGAGUUAUUCGCUACGCAUGGCAUACCUGAAGUAUGCGUCUCCGACAACGGUACAGCCUUUACUUCCACCGAAUAUCAAGAUUUUCUUAAGCAAAAUGGUAUACGUCAAGCUCUCGUUGCGCCGUAUCAUCCGAGUAGUAAUGGCCAAGCUGAGAGGAUGGUGCAAAACACAAAGAACGCACUCAAAAAGAUGUCCGGUAAAGAUGUUCAAUUGAAAUUAAAUCGCUAUCUGCUAGUUCAACAUAUUACACCACACAGUGUGACUGGAAAGUCACCUUCUGAGAUCCUGAUGGGUCGUAAAUUGAACACUCUACUCGAUAAAGUAUUUCCAGAUUUUUCACGAGAUAUGACUACCAAACAAGAAGCUCAAAGUAGUCAUAAAAUUCCAAGAAGUUUUCAAGAAUAUGAUCCAGUUUUCUCACGAUCAUUCGUCCCCGGACCAAAAUGGAUUCCUACCACUGUUGUCAAACCUACAGGUCCGCUUAGCUACAAAGUUGCCACACCAGAUGGUAAAGUAAUCCGAAGACAUACCGACCAAAUUAGAAAACGUGUGGAAGUUUCGUUUCCUGAUCGUUCUGAAUACCCACACGAAGAUUCAAAUGAUACCUUUGGUGGCGAUGAAAAUAAUGACCCACCUGAUGCAAGCAUAGACAUCCCAGAUUCCAGAGAUACCUUGGAUCAUCCCGAUGUACCGACUACCUCUGGAAGACCUGCUCGUACUAUUCGAGCUCCUUCUUACCUCAAAGACUAUGUUACUUAA
Molecule: messenger RNA, 945 nt
Organism: Photinus pyralis (common eastern firefly)
Lineage: Eukaryota; Metazoa; Arthropoda; Insecta; Coleoptera; Lampyridae
Exons: 1
Coding region: 1-945 (314 amino acids)
Biological process (GO): DNA integration
Molecular function (GO): nucleic acid binding
Source: RefSeq, a predicted model, not a curated record